AAGAAAAGAAAAACAAAAGUCGGGGCACGUGGCAGCAUCGGCGUUAAAAAGCAUGUGGCGUAGACUCGCUCACGUUUUGUCCUUCUCCUUCUUCUUCCACCACCGCCUCACGCAUCUCUCUGUUUCUGUGAUUCUGUUUCUGUCUUUGUGGUUAUGGCAGAGACUUCUACGCUUCUCUUCUCUACCUUCUCCUCUCACCUCACGAUCUCUCCUUUUCGCCAAUCUCAUCCCUCCGCCGCUCGAUUCUCAUCUCUUCUUUCCCGCGUUCGGCCAUCACGAUUCGCGGUUAAAGCAUCACAUUACGGUAACUUCUCCGAUGACGAUGCUUUCAACUUCUUCCCUUGGUCCGAUGCAAACAACGAGAUUGAAUGGGUUCCUGAAGAAAGGAUUACACUUUUCACAUCUGAUGGCUUAGUUCAGAUUGGUGGCAAUAUGGUUCCUCGCCGCAUCAAAUCAUCUAAUAAGAAACAUGGGAGAUCUAGAUCACUAGAAAAACAUCAAAAGUUUCAUGAAAGUGCUUACAUGGAUCCUGCUCAAGGUCUAUGUCUUGGAGCUCUCUUUGACAUCGCAGCGACAAAUGUAUGCAACGCUUACUUUUUUGGUUUGUUAAACUUGAACAUACAGAUGAUAAUGCAGUGCAUUGUGUAUAAACAAUGUCAGGGACUGGAUAUGGGAAGAAGACUAUGUAUCUUUGGAUUCUGUCGUUCUGUUGAGAUGCUUAGUGAUGUUGUUGAAGAUACUGUCUUAGAACACGGUGGAGAGAUUGUUGCUACAGAGACAGAGAGCACAAGUGGUUUACAAGAGAAGCUAACGAUGACAGUUGCGGUUCCAUAUCUCUGGGGGGUUCCUCCGGCUGCAGAAAGGCUUCACCUUGCAGUUCGAACCGGUGGAGGCAUCGUAGACAAAGUUUAUUGGCAAUGGCAUUUCUUGUGAUAUAUUCACAAAUUUCUCCAAAACAUUGGCUCUAACUCACAACCACAAGUGUUUAUAUAUCCAUUCAUUGUACAGAACCAUUACAUUUGCUAUAAAUACCCCUUAAUCCUUAUUUCAUCAAUUAAAUAAAAGGUAGGUUAUCCUUUGAUUUUAAGAUCUAGUAUAAAUGUAAAUGUGUAAUUUAGAGCCAAUGUUUAAUGUUUACAAACUUCUCCAAACAUUGGCUCUAACACUCAACCGCAAGUGUGUAUAUAUCAUUCAUUGUUCCAACUUUCUUAUCACAGCUGAUAUCUCUCUUUCCUUCUUUGGAUAUCAAUUUUGUACUAAAAAAGAAGAAGCAAAUUGAUCAAUGCAAAAUGUCAAAAGUUCAAAACAUUACACAAACUCUAGUUCUUGUCUUUACUAGGAGUUACUUUAUUCCUCUAUGUGAAUUCCAAAAUACUAGAAAUAGUCUUGUGCUUGAGUUUGAGCUUUCCGUAGCUAUCUUCUUGUAUAUGACUUUGCAGAAUUUGUCAUAUUAGACUUUCAUCGCAAUAGAAGCCAAUAGUCAAUGAUAGCACUUGUCCAAAAAAAAUUUAUCUUAGUAAUUUAGUUCUUGUCACUAAAGUUUAUCAGUCGAUGUAAUAGUGUUUCAAUGAAUU
Messenger RNA from Arabidopsis thaliana (thale cress), 1574 nucleotides. Its product is annotated as D-tagatose-1,6-bisphosphate aldolase subunit. The transcript has 4 exons. The coding region runs from base 154 to 933 and encodes 259 amino acids. NCBI's taxonomy places the organism in Eukaryota, Viridiplantae, Streptophyta, Magnoliopsida, Brassicales, Brassicaceae. The record is from RefSeq and is marked reviewed.